This is a messenger RNA of Danio aesculapii, 6726 nucleotides long. RefSeq names its product TNF superfamily member 10, like (gene tnfsf10l). Bases 171 to 1124 code for a protein of 317 amino acids. Gene Ontology annotation, molecular function: tumor necrosis factor receptor binding. The transcript has 5 exons. Lineage: Eukaryota; Metazoa; Chordata; Actinopteri; Cypriniformes; Danionidae. Gene Ontology annotation, biological process: immune response. Gene Ontology annotation, cellular component: membrane. The record is from RefSeq and is a predicted model, not a curated record.
ACACACACACUUCAGUCUUCCAGCACUAGUGGCUGCAUGUGUUUGUGGGACAGACUCUACCCUCCCACGGCCGCGCGCUGAGCCAACAAGAAGGAGUUUAUUCAGCGUCCCGUCGCUGAUUUCAAUUUGUUUGUCACUAACCGCGUAUCUACUCACGUCUUAGGAAUGCCAUGGCCACUCAGAACAACCAGGAUUACUACAGGUCGGUCAGCAGCGAGUCCACCACAUACAUGAUGGUCCCGGCGAACAGCCGCGGGCGAGACUCGCCGUCAAAGUUAUGGAUCGCGAUGGUCGUGAUUGUGGUGGUCGUCCUGCAGAUCGCGUCCACCACGGGGCUCUUUGUCUACUUAAACAUGUCUUUAUCGCAGGUUAAGAGUCAGGGGGUUACAGAAGAGCUGCGGUGCCUGGGCUUGCUCAACGUUCUGGGUAAAGAUCAGGACAUUCCCGAAGACCUGGCCCAACUGUUCGGAGAGCCUUGCAUGAAGCUCGCCGAGGGUAUCAAGGCAUAUAUUUCAAAGGUUACGGACAGUAUCAUCUCUAAACAGACUUUACAUGAAGCAAGAACACAAACUCGUUCAUAUAAUACAACAGGGUCAAAGUUUAUGACCACAGUGAUGCAGCGGCCAUCAGCCCACCUGACCCUCAGCAGUGCCUCAGACAACUCCAGGCCUCAGUCAGAUCUGCACCAGCCUAAGUUAGAUCUGCACCAGUCCUGCCGUCACCCUGUGCACACCUGGGCCAACAAGAGCUUCGGUGCACACCUCUACAACAUGACUCUGGACAACGGACGCCUACGUGUGCCCCAGGACGGCCGCUACUACCUGUACUCACAGGUGUACUUCCGCUACCCUUCCCCCAGCGACAGCGACCAGUCCAGCGUGAGCCACCAGCUCGUCCAGUGCAUCUACAAGAAAACCUCCUACCUGAAGCCCAUCCAGCUGCUGAAGGGAGUGGGCACCAAAUGCUGGGCUCCGGAUGCAGAAUACGCCCUGCACUCGGUGUACCAGGGUGGCCUGUUCGAGCUCCGAGCAGGCGAUGAGGUCUUCGUGUCCGUCUCAUCUCCCACAAUGGUCUACGGCGAGGACUCUUCUAGCUACUUCGGAGCUUUCCGAUUGGAUCUGUAAGAGAGAAAAUGGAGCAGGAGUAUCAUUUUGGACCCCAAGAGAAAAGUUUCAUCAUUCAACUUUCCAUUCUUUAAGACUGAAUAUGUGAAUAUGUGAAGGAUGCACAAGACAUUUUGGUUAUUUCUUUUUAAAGACAGAGGAAUGUAUGUAUAUUUCUACAAAUCACAUCAAAGAUGUGAAUCUUGGAAACGGUAGCAAAAACAAAACAGGAGAGACAGAAAGGGAAUCUGUGCCAAUGGUGGUUUUGACGUGCGAACUCCACUUGCUUGAAGGGAAUAUUUUUCAUGCGCCGCGGAUCUUAAAUGGCUUAAAAGCAGAGAUAUGAGAAGAAAAUGAUGACAGAGGGAAUGUGGAGGAAAGAAAGAUGAGAUGGGAAAUAUGUGGCUCUACCAGCCUCAAAGGAGCAUCCUGGCAGGCUACAGAACUCAACCCAUCCUGUCGGACCUGCGGAGCAACAUGCCCUGACAAGGACCUAAAAAACAAAACAUGCACACAUAAACACAGAGGAAUUCAGACUGUUGCAUUUAUACUCACGCUCUUGCAUAUUUAUGGCUUCCACAACAUGGCGAUAAGAUUAAAACACAUACGACACAAAUCACUUUUACAGGUCUCCCUCUGCUGUCAGGCCCGGCAGGAAGAGACACGUGCUCUGGAGCUCACGCGGUCCUGGUCAUACGAAAGGUUAAACAAACACUACGCUAAACGGUUUGUUGAAACGUCGCGCCCAUAUAAUGCUUUGUCUCGAGCGACACACUUUUCUGAUAAGUGGCGCUUCAUGCUUGUACAUCCAUCUGUUUUGUGUGUAUGUGUGUGUGUGUGGUUCAACCUGUGUAUAUAUUGUAUUUAAUUGAAAAUUCAUGAGGUUUGGAAUUGAAUGUUCGAGCGUUUUGUUGUUCUCCUAAUAAAAAUCCCACAAAAAUGAGCCUCCCGCUGUAAAGGUAAACCCCAUGACGUUGUCCAAAUGAAGCGGCGCUGAGAGUCUGAUUUUCUGUGGAAAAAUGGUUUGUUUGAAGGAGGAGAGGGCGGGAGUGAUUUCUUUCCACUGUAAAUGAUCAAGUGUUGUCACAAUGGUGUUUCUGAGAGUGAGCACAAACACUCGCUUGGGUUUCAUUGUGGAGCACAAGCGUGUUUUCUUCUCGCUGGACUCUGCCCCAGUUUUUACUGAUAAAGUCAGCGAGCUGAAGGGCCGCUGCCAAGAUGUUGCUUUAAAUCACAUUAUACUGCGAGAGCGAUCGAGCCAAGCCAAGGCUCUCUGUGGCAUUUAGCUACGGGCUAGCUAUAAUGUUAGUUACAAAACUUCACUCUGUCUGACUCUCAUCUGCAAUUUGUCUGGAUUAAAAAAGCGUGGACAUUGAUUUAAUCCAGAAAGGGAGAGCGAGUUAUGCUUCAGCAGGUUAAUGCUCUUGCUGCAAGUGGUAUGAUGUGCCGCCAAGCCAAAAAUUCCCCAUACAGGGUGCUUUUUUUAUGUUUAAGGGAAUGUGAUGUCAGAUACCACUACAUGUAAAGUGCCUUUGGUCGUUAUGCACUGAUCUCAAACUAAACGCUAACUUUUAUCAUGUGUUAAGGGAGGUUCAAAGCGAUUGCCGCUGAAGUCAUGUAUGAUCUCAUUAGUGCUUAGCAUCUGACACAAACCGCAUUAUUUCACAGCCCACUGAGACAGUGUACAUCAUCAUCCUCUCAAGAAAACAACAAAAGAAGAUGCACUCUUGUGUCAUUUCAAACUUGUAGGACUGUCUUCUUUUUGUGGAACACAAAUACACUUUUAGUCUACAAUUUUUCCAAUAUUGUGUGGAAAAACGCUCUUUAAUGUAGAAAUUAAAAACUCUUGUUAUUUUUCUGGGUUAACACCAAAUGUGAAUUUAAUUAAAGCUGCAAGCAGCGAUGAAAGGGACCUCACACCCGGGCCCACCGUCCCCUAGAGGCCUUAGAAUAGGAACAAUGUACAAUAGUAAUUUAACCUAAUAUAUCACAGAACUUCCUUCUGUCAGCAGGUGGCGCUAUUACUGUGACUCAAUAUUGGCAUAUAGAUGUCUUCAGGAGAGGUAUCUCGUCAAACCUGUGAAUUUUCAGGCAGAUCAGGGAUUGUGUGGUGGAGUUAUAAGUACUUCGUCUUCCAUUGCGAAACACUGAAUUGGUCACAGACACAACCUUUGGCAAAAACUCUAAAUCUUCACAAUUUAACAUCACAAAAGCAUUUGGAUUAAACUAAUGGAAUAUGAAUUUGAUAGGAUAAAAUUUGUAGGAGGAGUUUGUUACACUGUAAGACAUGUCAUUUCCUGUUGCCAGCAGGUGGCGCUAUGACUGUAACUGGAUAUUGGGAUGUAAACGUGCUCAGGUCAGGACUUUUAUCAAACAUGUGGAUUUUGAGGCAGAUCAGACAAUGCAUGUCUGAGUUAGAAUAACUUCCUGCUUUAUGGCGAAACAUCAAAGUUUGUGAUGCUGCCACAGACGCACCCUUCAACGAAAACUCUAGAUCUGUUCAAUUUAACAUCGCCAAGGCCUUUAGAUGACAAUACCCAAUUCUGGUGUUGAUCUGAUAAAAUCCUUAGGAGUUUGUUAAAGUACAAUGCCUGGAAAUGGCAAAAACUGCACUUUGGGUUUGAGAUUUGGCUCCAAAAGAAUUUUUUGUAGGAAUUGGCAUGUUUGACGUGUGCCAAUUUUGGUGUUUGUGCGUGAAAUGUAGCUCGAGAACUACUUUGUUAAAAGUGCAUGGGUGGCGCUGUCAAGUAAUUUUGCCACAUCCACUUCCGAAACCUAUAACAAACGUAAAUUUUUCCCACUUCUGGUGCGUGUGCAAAGUUUUCAGAGUUUAUUUAGACCCUCAAACAUACUAUUCAUUCUAGAGAAGAAGAAAAAGAAACGGAGCAAUUCUAAUAGGGCCUACACACCGUAAAUAUUUGCGAGAAUAAAUAACACACAAAUAGAGGCAAAUUCUGAGACAAAAUGCAUGACGCAUUUGCAGUAAAUGUGCAAAAUUGAACUCAAUUACCUUUUUUUUUGCACAAAUAUAAAAAUUCAACUUGAGCCAAAAAAAUUCCAGCAAGAUCCAUCUGUUUUCUUUGCUUUGGUGUGAACCCAGCAUUAGUGACACUGGUGGUCAUUUAGUGAACUGCAGCCAGAAGUUUACUGAUGCUUACACUCAUGAAACAGUUACGCCCCAUUCACACGGGACUUCAGCGUUAACGCUUGAGAGAGGGUGUGUCUGAAGUUGGGGCUGACGCGAUCGUCAUAGCAGCGUUAGCCAAUGAAAUUAGUCAGCAAUCAGCGAUCUGAUUGGCUGACGCUUCCGUCGGCGCUUGAAAAGUUGUGAAUGAGGCAUUAAGUAAGCAUCAUAGUUUGACUCCAGCAGCCUUGUAGUUAAGUUUGUCGACAUUAGGCAUGGGACAAUAACCGUUUUCAAGGUUUACCACGGUUUAGAAAAGUCCGGGUUCUAAAAUUUUCUGCUAUACCGUUCCUAAGUUAUAUGUAAGAUUUUUUUUUUUUUUUACAUUUUUUAGGACAAGAUUAUCUCCAGCAGAAAAGAUAUCCAAAGAUGCCAUUUUUAAAUUGUAAAGAAAUCUGUGUAUUUGAAACUAAUGAAGACAGCAAAGUCAAAUAUUCAUUUGAAUUAUUCAGCCUGACAUGUUUACUAUAAAUGUUUCUAAAAAUCAAACAUACAGUGUUCAAUGGGAGGAAAAAGUCUUUGUUUUCUACCAAGACAUUUAAAAAAAGAACUUAUUUUAGAGCAGUAAUCACAAUACUGUCAAACCGUGAUGUUUUGUCCAAGGAUAUCAUACUGUCAGAAUCGUAUUCCCAUGCCUUGUCGACAUAUAUGUAGUACUGAGGUGCUCACUGUGAUCCAAGUUCAAUUCACGGCUUAAGGGCUUCCCCUCAAAUUUCCUGUCAAUACUCUCCACUAUCCUAUCCAUUAAAGAUUAAAAACCCCGAAACCAUAAUAUAUCUGCAAUUUUGGAUGAUGCUGAUAACAAUUUUCAAAUCUUGAUUUGAAAUCGAUUUUUCUGAGCCUCAUUAAAAAAAUAAAAUGCAAAUAAAUCAGGAGUUGAUCUAUCUGAAGAUCAACAAACAGAAAUCAUUUCAGAAUUUAGCAGCAGAAAAUGUAUUUUCUUUUAAGCUGAUAAUGUUAAAGAUAACUAUAUUUUAUUGACCAAUAACUACAGUAACUACACAGAAACUAGACGAAAAAUAAAUAAAAAUCAGAUUUAAACGACAAAAAUAUACAGACAUUUUCGUCAACGAAUAAAUACUAAACGAAAAAACUCAUUCAUUUUCAUUCGGCUUAGCUUCUUAUUUAUCAGGGGUCACCACAGCAGAAUGAACCACAAACUAUUCCGGCACAUGUUUUAUUCAGCAGAUGCCCUUCCAGCCGCAACCCAGUACUGGGAAACACCCAUACACUGUCACAUUCACAGACACACUAUGGACAAUUUAGCUCAUCCAAUUCACUUCUAGUGCAUGUCUUUGGAUUGUGGAAGAAACCGAAGCACCCGGAGAAAACUAAAUCAAAAUCUGCUGGCAAAUUAGCACUGCAUAGUUGACCACUGCAGCUUGCACUAAUCUCUCGCAUCACACACUGACAUUACAGCACAGAAUAGCUCUUUCAGCAUUAUCCUAUACAUUAUACACACUCAUUUCAUGUGUCAAAACAAAAGAGAGGUUCUUGAAAACCCAUAAACGUCAAGUCUUUCAGAUUUCCCCAACAAUAACGUCCCAAUCCUUCCUAUAAAACUCGUGAAGAGUCUUUAAAGGUCUUGUUUUUCAAAUUCUCCACAAGCUAUUCACACACUGCCAAUAAAUGAGCGAUUAGCACAUGAAAAUAUUAACACACAGCCUUUCACUUUUGCAUUCCACAGAAAAAAAAAAAGUCCUACAAGUCUGAAACAACUUUUCCCAAAGGAGUCUGCAUAAUCCCAGCAAUUCACACUAACUGAGCUCAUUAUCCCAGUCAAUCUGUUUCGCCCCGUCUAGGGUCUUGUGUGAGAUGCGCACAUGUGUAUACAAGUUGAAAUAUGUACCAAUCUGCACGGCACAGAGGUCGUGGUGGGGUGAGGGGUGGACAAGAAGGAGAAAUAUGGUGGAAUUCCAGCGGAUCCAGACGUAUUACAGCAGGACUUGCCCUCUGAACCACAAUGUGAACAUGGGAGACCACUGUUUGUUAGGUGCGCGUAUACAAGAGUGGGUGUUUUUUUUAAUUAAGACUGCUUUGUAAAACAGUGGAUGUGAUGGUUUGCGUGUACUUUUUUAAUCCAUGCGGAGACUUUACGGGACUGCUGUGAAAACUGGAGGGAGGCAGAACACGGUGAAAUACAGUGAGCAACAUGAACUGUCAGAAGAAACAAAAAGACUAUUGUGUUUCCUUCUCCAGAGAGAGGUUUUUUUUUCUUUUUCCAAGGGUUUGUUAAAUUGUCAGACCACCAAUCUAGGGGGCUUUUUUCCAUUUACAGAAAGAUAUUAUGCACUGUUUACCAAUGUUACUUCUGCAUCUUUGGUAAGAAUGUACUGAUAUCUGUCACGCUCUCUCUCUUUAUGGUAUAAUUUUACACAGUGUCUGAUCCGUGUCUGAGGUGUCAUUUUCAACAAUUAAAGUGCCUUUUUUGAACAAUGA